GAAAGCGAAAGCAAAUUGCGCCUUGUGGCGUCUUGCUUUGCGGACCCCUUCCGAACAUGUGCGCUUGGCGAACUUUUCGUCCCCUCAGUGCUGGACUGCAUUACCGUCCUGCCUCCGCGUUGGUGGUGGCAAGCUAUGUCGGAGCAAGGGAGCAGAAGGAGAGCAAAUGCUGGAGCCUUUGGGGUAGCUAUGAUGUCGGCGUUUUGGCGGGAAAAGAAGGCAGCCUGCUCUCGAGCUUGCCAUUGAAGGAGAAAGCUGUCAUUCCCGACCAGGUUGACAUGGUGAUCUUCCAUGGGAACUGUCCAGAUGGCUUCGCCGCAGCCUUUGCUGCAUAUCUUCGUCGAGGAAAAGACUGUGAGUACGUCGGCAUUGGCCACGGCAACAAGCGGUUGCCGGCCAAUGUAGAUGGGAAGACUAUAGCCAUCGUGGAUUUCUCUUUUGACAAAGACACGAUGGAGGAGCUUCGGCGAAGAGCCAAGGGUGUGAUUGUGCUGGAUCACCAUGCUAGCGCGCAAGAAGCACUUGCCACCUUCCCCGAAGAGAACAAGGUCUUUGAAAUGAAGAUGUCGGGAGCAACCCUUUCCUGGGACUUCUUCCAUGGGCAGUUUACAAAGCAGAGCUGCCCAUUACUCUUCCGCUACAUCGAGGAUAAGGACAUUUGGCGCUGGACCAUGAAACGCUCCAAGGAGUUCUCAGCAGCUCAGGAGCUGGAGUUGCCGAUCCCUGCGCCGGGCCUUCUCGAGGAUCCUGACCUGGCCUUUAAGCCGUGGAUGCAGAUUUACAAGGGCGGAGAGCGAGGUUUGGACGCGAUGUUAACUCGGGGCACCAGCAUUGUUGCCUAUCAAGAUUCCUUGAUCAAGGCACAGGCUCGCUCAGCGAAAGUAAGACGACUUAAAGCUGUUCCUGACCAAAAGGCCUUUGUUGUCAAUGCGACAGUCUUGCCUUCCGAGCUAGGCAACGAGCUGGCAAAGAGAGGUGUUGAGGAAGGCGUGAGCUAUGUCAUGUGUGUGAAGUACUUGCCUGGCUUCAAGCCAGGAGAAGGUUCCUGGAGCAUCUCUUUGCGAAGUCUUUUUGGCUCGAACGACGCGGCUGCGGAUGUUUCCGAGAUAGCCAGGAAGUUUGGUGGCGGUGGCCAUCGGGCUGCGUCUGGCUGCGCAGUUCGGGUCAGCAAUUUGGAGGAAUUGUUUGUCACUGACUGAAACUCUGGCAUUUGGCCUUCAGCUUUGAGCCCCAGCCGGCCACAAUACCAACAAGGGAGCCUUUGUUUGCUUUCUGUGUUGUAAGUAGCUGGCUUCUAGAUUCUAGGCUCCAGAAGCCAGCUCUCCAAGCCUCAGAUUGCAGAAGAAUAAUGAAAAAGAAAGUGCGGACAGUUCAAAACGGUUCAAGACUUCUUCCAGAAACAUCAUGAAUCAUCGGCACUGGCAGAUGGACUGGUGACUAGCCUGUGAUGUUUGGA
Durusdinium trenchii is the source of this 1456-nucleotide messenger RNA. The record is from the annotation of a GenBank genome assembly. Lineage: Eukaryota; Dinophyceae; Suessiales; Symbiodiniaceae.